AUGACGGUGCCUGAGCUGAGACAACCUGUGAAGCAAGAACGACUUGCUUGGAUAUUGGAGAAUAUCGAGGAGUUCUUGUCGUUGUACCAGGCGGAUCGAGACAAAAGUGCAGUGAAUCUUCGAUUAAAGAAACUGGAUGAAGUGUAUGAUAAAUACUGUGAAGUGAGAGUGAACAUUGAAGUGAUUACCGAUGACUUGGACGUCGGUCAAGAAGUGGAAAAUACCUCUGAGGAUGGAGCCGUAGGACAAGCUGAUAUGGCCGAGGUUCGCCAACUAGAAAACGAAGAGAUCUUCAAGGAAUUCGAAAACAAGUACUUUCGAUUGAAGCAGGCGCUACUUUCGAAGGUCAGUGUAUCAACGGAAGUUGUUGAACGCCGAAGGGAUGAGGUCCAGACUUACCAGUCAUCGCGAACGAGAUAUCCUGAACUGAAGCUACCCACUUUCUCUGGGAGAUUGUCGGAGUGGAUGAACUUUCGGGACAACUUCAGAUCACUGAUACACGAUAACAACCAACUCAGUGCGAUCGAUAAGUUCAACUACUUACGCACAUCGCUGAAGGACGACGCUCUGUAUCAGAUCAACCAGAUUCAGGUUACAGCUGCCAAUUACGAUCUUGCUUGGGGCAUUCUGGAGUCAAAGUUCGAGAACCACAAGUUGAUCGCGCAGGAGCAUUUGAAGGCAUUGUUCAAUGUUGCUCCGAUGAAGUCUGAGACUUUCCAAGGCCUGAAUCAUAUCCUGAUGACGUUUAAGAUCAACCUUCAGCAGUUGGAGAAGUUGGGAGAAGAUACUGCGCAGUGGAGCACGCUGCUAGCCUUCAUGCUUUCCCAGAAGUUGGAUGAUGAUACGCUUCGUCUGUGGGAAACUCACCACAGUUCGAAGAACAUUCCGUCGUAUACAGCGAUGGUUGAGUUUCUCGAGAAUCAUUGUGCCAUCCUACAAUCAACGUCGGCACGGAAGACCAAUGAGUUCAAGAAACCUUCGAAACCCCCAUUUGUUCAUGCUGCGAUAUCAACCAAAAAUUGCACGGUUUGCAAUGGAGGUCCACAUUCCGUUGAGCAGUGUUCGAGUUUUGGCAGAAUGAAGAUCGUGGAUAGGAAGGUGCUAGCCCGGAAGCUUGGAUUGUGUCUGAACUGCUUACGUUCUGGACAUUUCGUUGCGGACUGUUCGAGAUCAUCGUGUGGAAAGUGUGGUCAGCGGCACCACCAUUUGCUGCAUCCAUACAGCAACCAUGUAGGCCAAGGGCAGAACGUGAAUCAGCCCUCCUCCCAGAGACACACGAAAGGACCUCAAGCCGCGAACUCUCAAUCUCUGCAAUCCAAUCAAGCCCAAAACCGGAACAAUUCUCGACACUCACAGACUACACCAACUCCAAGUACAUCCUCGCAAAAUGCAUGCUUACCACCUCCCACCAAUCCUUCUACUGUACACCACACUGCUACACCAUCAAAAACACACCACCAUUCAAACACUGCCUUAUUAUCGACUGCAAUUGUGAAGCUCGGUGAUCACCAUGGAAACACCGUACUUGCACGCGCUUUGCUGGAUAAUGGUUCUCAAGUCUGUCUGAUGACUGAGAAUCUCGCUCAACGGUUGAGCUUCCGAAGGAUUCGGGAGAACAUGCCGGUGAACGGAGUUGGUGGUUCAUGUUCAGUUGCUAAACAAGCUGUAUUAGCAAUAGUUCUGUCAUGCAACUCGUCGUACGUGACAGGGGAAGUCAAAUUCCUGGUUCUACCGAAGAUUACUACAAGUCUACCGCAGCAAUACAUCGAUACGUCAUCGUGGAAUCUGCCAUCAGGAGUAUGCCUAGCGGAUCCCGGCUUCAAUGAAUCUGGUUCGAUCGAUGUGAUACUGGGAGUAGCUGUCUUCUACGAGUUGCUACUAUGUGAGCAGCUGAAACUCUCCAGGUCAGGUCCGAUUCUCCACAACACGGAACUAGGAUGGAUCGUCGCUGGAGAGCUACCGGAAACAGCUAUCGUGAGCUACAGUGCAGUAACUUCAUCGUCGGUAACAACGACAGAGGUGUUUGAGGAGCUGACAAAGUUUUGGGAAUUGGAAGCUUGCAACACGAAGAGCUGUCUGUCCAUCGAGGAGUCUGCCUGCGAAACCAUCUUCGAGGAGACAACCACCAGAGAUCUGGAUGGGAAGUUCCGAGUGCAGCUACCAAAGAAGAAACACAUGCUGGACAAAUUAGGAAACUCAAAAGCAAUAGCUAGGAAACGCUAUUUGUCAAUGGAGAAGCGACUAGAUGCCAACCCAGAACUAAAGACCAUGUAUAAGGCAUUUAUGCAUGAGUAUCUUCAGAUGGGACAUAUGAAGGAGAUAAAGGCGGAAGAGGAAGAAUCAGGUCUAGAGUACUACAUUCCUCAUCACGCUGUCCUGAAGCCGGACAGCACGACAACUAAGCUAAGAGUUGUUUUCGAUGCAUCCUGUCCAACGGAUACGUGUGUCCCUCAACGAUGUUCUGAUGGUUGGGCCUGUUGUUUAGGAUGA
Aedes albopictus (Asian tiger mosquito) is the source of this 2490-nucleotide messenger RNA. RefSeq lists its product as uncharacterized. The coding region runs from base 1 to 2490 and encodes 829 amino acids. NCBI's taxonomy places the organism in Eukaryota, Metazoa, Arthropoda, Insecta, Diptera, Culicidae. The record is from RefSeq and is a predicted model, not a curated record. The transcript has a single exon.